CAAUUUUCUGUAAUUUUAUAGGCUAAACUGCUAAUUAAUUGAAAAAAGAAUCAGCUAAUUAAUCAAGAUGAACAAUUGUUGCCUUAAAGCUGACACUGAGAAUUUAUGGAAGUCAGGAGCACAAAUUACCCCUCAUUAUUGUGAUUUUGUUUUAAGUACUCGAUUUCUAUACAAAUAUAUAUAUAUAAAAUUGCAAUAUCCUGAAGUGUGAUAGGACAUAAAAUGAACAGAGCAUUCUAUAUCUUUAAAAACACAAGAUAAUCUGCGUAAACUUGGUAUUAAGAUUAAGUUUAUAAAAAAAAAAAAAAAAACACAACCGAGAUGGGUCCAACUUGGUAUGUUUUCUCUACAGGCGGACAUACUGUGAUUGUGACUCUCCUCCACUAGGUGGCAGCAGUUACUCAUGUUAAAACCUGAGUUACAUCUUCCUUCAGUGUUUUCAAGGUGGAAACAUUGUUGUCACUAUGUUCCAAGCACUGAUUGGUUUGUGUUGUAAGGAAGUCAUCUCAGCAUAUGAAUCCAGUAGUGUCACUUUGAUGUGUGGGAGGGACAAGAUGCAGCCAAUGAAACCUUCUCAGUUUGUUUUUUGGAGUACCUGACAUACAACACGACGAUGAAUCUGUUCCCAGUGCUGCUGGUUAUUUGUCUUCCAAAAUACAGUCAAGGUAAACACUUGCUUCGCUUUUUGACUUUCUGUCAAAGAGACGUGCCAGGAAACGGCCAGUAUGACAUUGAAUUUGACGGCGAUCAGCUCCUCUACGUUGACCCUGUCACCUAUCAGACAGUCCUGCGUCUGCCAGAGUUUGCAGAGCAGUGGACCCCUGAUCCUGGACUGGCCCAAGACACAUAUGUGUCCCUGGGUACCUGCCAGUACAACAUCCCACGUGCCAUAAAGGGAGAAAAUAAUCCUCCAGAGAUCAUAGUCAGUCCCACCUCCCUGAUCUACCCAAAGCAGGAGUUGGAACUUGGGGCCCCCAACACCCUCGUCUGCUUUGUCAAUGACUUCCAUCCGCCUGUAGUCGACAUCACCUGGACCAGGAACGGGCAGCUGGUGGACCAGAGUCAGGUCAGCCAGACUCAGUACUACUCCAAUGGUGACUUCAGCUUCCGCAUCUCAUCCUACCUGGACUUCACUCCGCAAGAGAACGACAUCUACUCCUGCAGCGUGCACCACAUCAGUCUGCAGGUGCCUCUCACCAAGUUCUGGGAGGCUGAACAUAGACACAUAGACCAGCAGGUUGUAGAGACAGCAGUGUGUAUUUGUGGUGUGAUCCUGGGGCUGAUUGGAGUUGUCACAGGACUCUGGUUCAUCAUGAAAGCCAACAAGUCCUGCCAGGCGUAACACGCAUCAAGACAAACACCUGAAUUUCAAUGUCAGAUGUGUGAUCUUUUUUCCCUUGUGUUUUUCCUCUGGGAGUGAGAUGGAGUGAGAUUUCUUUUUGUCGCCAUCAUAGUUUCCUUUUUUUUUUACACCUGCAAUGUUUUAUGUUGUCUGUGUCUGUUUUUUCCCCCCAUUUCUGCAACAACACUGAAUCUAAACCUGAGCUAAAAAGACAUCAGUUAAAGUAAUAGUUCAACAUUUUGGCAAAUACGCCUUUUCACUUUCUGGCAUGAGAAGAUUAAUUCCACUCUAAUGUCUGUACAUACAGUAUAAGGCUACAGCCAGGAGACAGUUAGCUUAGUUUAGCACAAAGAUUGGAAACAGGGGGAAACAGUUAGCCUGGCUCUGUCCAACAGUAACAAAAUCUACCUACCAGCACCUCUGAAGCUCACAAAUUAGAAAGAAGUAUUCUGGCACAAACUGCGAAUUGUUAACGGUGAAACAGACAUAACGAGUUGAUUAGUGAGCUUUAGAGGUGCAGAUUUUGUUUUAGGCUCCUGGCUAUAGCCUUAUAUUUUACAGACAGAUAUGAGAGUGGUGUCAAUUCUUCCCAUCUAACUCUCUGCCAGAUAGUGAAUUUCCCAAAACGUCAAACUAUUCCUUCAAGAAACAGAGGGAUCCUUACUUUAGGCACCAGUUACUAUUUCUUAAUUAGCUUGAACACAUGUACACAGUUGACUCUAUCCUUUAAAAGAGUUGAGAUUAUCGACUGAUGACACAGAUAGUUUAACACAUUUUCUUCCAUUUUACAGUAGAAUGUAUUUAUUUUUCUAACAAUAUAUUAAACAAUGCAGAUGCUUUACCCAUGUUUCAGCAUAUUGUAGCACAGAAACAGGUUUGAAGCUUAUUGUGUUUGUCAUGUACAAAUAAAGCACAUGGAGGAAAGUUGAAAAUGUCUGUUCCUGUAUGUUGUACUGCAUGUCAGAGUACAUGCAAAACACAUUCAAUUCCCUUACUUUCUUGCUUGUGUGUUUAUUAACCCUUCAACACAUCAGCCUGUGUGAUCACUGGCACAUUCACAAAGUCACCAUCAAUUAUCACAGCACCGACCAAGCUUUUGGGCAGAUUGCUGGUCCUUCAGUGACGGCCUGACGCAAAUGAUCAGUAAAUAAUGUUUGUCACAUCUGCUUGCUUGUGUUUUAAUACUGGCACAGAAUGGCGACGCUCCAGACUGCCUCUCAUCUCUGGUGGGUUUAUUUGGCUUGGGCCUGAAUCUAAUUAUUUUCACUGUGAUUGAUAAGAUAGCUGCCGCAUUUUAAUGUGGAAGUGUGUGGAGCCUCUGAGGGAUGAAUCUGAGAUCUCAAACACUGAAAAUACUGCAGCUUUGAUUUUGCAAUAAAAGUAUAUAUUCAGUGGUGAAGAAAUAAUUCAUACCAUGGACUCUGUCAGUCAGUAGGAUUAAGAUUGCAACUGGGCUCAGAUGAUCAGCAGAGCAGAGAGAACAAAUGCUGAAUGAUGAAUAAGUGUAGAGAAAUGGCAGUGCUGAGUUCCCCAAUAAUAGGUGUGGCAUUGCAUGGGAAGAGUAGAACUAGACUGACCACAUUUCUGUUUUUUUCAUUUACAGGUACUUGUGGUGUAGAGAAUGAUCUAUUAAAUCAUUUU
This is a messenger RNA of Siniperca chuatsi (mandarin fish), 2983 nucleotides long. RefSeq names its product H-2 class II histocompatibility antigen, A-U alpha chain-like. Gene Ontology annotation, biological process: antigen processing and presentation of exogenous peptide antigen via MHC class II; immune response; peptide antigen assembly with MHC class II protein complex. Gene Ontology annotation, cellular component: MHC class II protein complex; membrane. The record is from RefSeq and is a predicted model, not a curated record. Lineage: Eukaryota; Metazoa; Chordata; Actinopteri; Centrarchiformes; Sinipercidae. Bases 614 to 1342 code for a protein of 242 amino acids. The transcript is spliced from 4 exons. Gene Ontology annotation, molecular function: MHC class II protein complex binding.